Tarenaya hassleriana is the source of this 753-nucleotide messenger RNA. RefSeq lists its product as uncharacterized. The record is from RefSeq and is a predicted model, not a curated record. The coding region runs from base 1 to 753 and encodes 250 amino acids. The transcript has a single exon. NCBI's taxonomy places the organism in Eukaryota, Viridiplantae, Streptophyta, Magnoliopsida, Brassicales, Cleomaceae.
AUGUCACCGUUGGCCAAGGUAGCUGAUGCAGUCUCGUCCGCGGGGUGGUCGCUACCAGCAGCAAGAUCCCAACGAGUGCUGGAUCUCCACAUCAAGCUAUCUACAAUGCGAUUGCCAAGCACCGCCCACGGCCCUGAUAGAUUCGAAUGGAAGCAGAGAACCAAUGUGUUUGCCGGUGUUUUCUCCUCUGCAAGUACCUGGAAACUUCUCCGUCAGCCAUCGCCGGAAGUACCCUGGCACGCUCUAGCUUGGUUCCCCGAGGGAGUACCUAGAUAUGGCUUCAUCCAGUGGUUGGCUUUUCGUGGUCGUCUACCCACGCUCGAUCGAUUGUACCGAUGGGGGGCGGUUGCAACCUCUUCCUGCCUUCUUUGUAGCUUGGAGGAGGAGUCUCACUCCCACCUCUUCUUCCACUGCAGCUAUAGUAGGCAGGUCUGGUACAGUUUCGCUCGAUCCAUUUGGAAUAUGCCGCCUCUAGAUUUGCAUGCCACUAUGGAUUGGAUGCGUCGCCCAGGAAAUGUCCAGUCCCAUAAUCGGCGUCUUAUCACCCUUAUUUUGCUGCAAUGCUCGAUUUACCUGUUAUGGUCGGAGAGAAACGCAAGGAUCUUCAGAGGGGAGUCAUCGACGGUUGUCUCGCUUUGUGGUAAACUAAAUGCCAUGGUCCGUAACUGCAUACUCUCUCUCCUCGGCUCCUCCCGUAGGAUUGAUUCGACUCUUCUAUCCGAUUGGUACUAUCUUACUCUCUAUCCCCGAUAG